Hansenula anomala is the source of this 1890-nucleotide messenger RNA. It is a transcript of the gene AMD1, whose product is annotated as AMP deaminase. Gene Ontology annotation, cellular component: cytosol. The record is from RefSeq and is a predicted model, not a curated record. Lineage: Eukaryota; Fungi; Ascomycota; Saccharomycetes; Phaffomycetales; Wickerhamomycetaceae. Gene Ontology annotation, biological process: IMP salvage; AMP metabolic process. The annotation marks the transcript as partial. The transcript has a single exon. Gene Ontology annotation, molecular function: AMP deaminase activity.
UAUAAAUUAGGCGCAAUUAAUGAACAUGAUCAUGAAUCUAAUGAAACCCCAUCUCCUGAAUUGAUUGAGCUUUACCAUAAUAUCAAGAAAUGUCGUGAUUUAAGAAAAAAAUAUCAAUCAAUUUCAUUACAAUAUCCUGAUCAAAAUCCUAAAAAUGAAGAAAAUUGGGAAAUUUAUCCACCACCACCAAGACCAACCUAUAAUAAUAAACAAAUCCUACCAGAUUCUGUUCAACCGGAUUCCAAGACAUUUGAUUUAAGCAAGUGUAAAAUCCCUGCUAAAGAUGAUUCUGUUGUUUACAAAUUAAACUCUGAUGAUGUUUUUGAAAUGAUUGACCUUAAAUCAGGUUCCAAAAUAGCUGACGUUCCAUCAUUAAAAGAAUACUAUAUGGAUAUGGAUCAAAUCGUGGCAAUUUCAUCAGAUGGUCCAGCCAAAUCUUUUGCCUUCAGAAGAUUACAAUACUUGGAAGCAAGAUGGAACUUAUACUAUUUGUUGAAUGAUUAUGAAGAAACUUCUGUUAGUAAAAAAAAUCCUCAUAGAGAUUUUUAUAACGUUAGAAAAGUUGAUACACACGUUCACCAUUCUGCUUGUAUGAACCAAAAGCAUUUGUUGAGAUUUAUUAAGCAUAAGAUUAAGAAUGAUCCAGAUGAAAAAGUUAUUCAUAGAGAUGGUAAAGUGUUAACGUUAGAUGAAGUUUUCAAAUCUUUAAAUCUAACUGCUUAUGAUUUAUCCAUUGAUACUUUAGAUAUGCAUGCUCAUAAGGAUACUUUCCAUAGAUUUGAUAAAUUUAAUUUGAAAUAUAACCCAAUUGGUGAAUCAAGAUUAAGAGAAAUUUUCCUAAAGACUGAUAAUUAUAUUAAGGGUAAAUAUUUAGCUGAUAUUACAAAACAAGUUUUCAGUGAUUUAGAGAAUUCUAAAUAUCAAAUGUGUGAAUAUAGAAUUUCAAUUUAUGGUCGUUCAAUUGAUGAAUGGUCAAAACUGGCUGAUUGGGUCAUUGAUAAUAAUUUAUUAAGUCAUAAUGUUAGAUGGUUAAUUCAAGUUCCAAGAUUAUAUGAUAUUUACAAGAAAACUGGAUUGGUUUCUAGCUUCCAAGAUAUUAUUAAAAACUUAUUUCAACCAUUAUUCGAAGUUUCCCAAGAUCCAAGUAAAAAUCCAAAACUACACGUCUUCUUGCAAAGAGUCAUUGGGUUUGAUUCAGUUGAUGAUGAAUCUAAAAUUGAUAGAAGAUUUCAUAAAAAAUAUCCAGUCCCAUCAUUAUGGGAUGCUUCACAAAAUCCACCAUAUUCUUAUUACUUGUAUUAUUUAUAUGCAAAUUUAGCUCAAUUGAACAAUUAUAGAGCUAAAAGAGGGUUCAACACUUUUGUCUUGAGACCUCAUUCUGGUGAAGCUGGUGAUCCUGAACAUUUAAUCAGUGCAUAUUUAACUUCAGAGGGUAUUUCUCAUGGUAUCUUGUUAAGAAAGAUUCCAUUUGUUCAAUAUUUAUACUAUUUAGAUCAAGUUGGUGUUGCCAUGUCCCCAUUAUCCAAUAAUGCAUUGUUCUUAACCUAUGAUAAGAACCCAUUCCCAUAUUAUUUCAAGAGAGGUUUGAAUGUUUCAUUAUCAACUGAUGAUCCAUUACAAUUCUCUUAUACUAGAGAACCUUUGAUUGAAGAAUAUUCAGUUGCUGCUCAAAUUUAUAAAUUAUCCAAUGUUGAUAUGUGUGAGUUGGCCAAGAAUUCAGUUAUUCAAAGUGGAUGGGAACAUAAUAUCAAGAAACACUGGUUAGGAUCAGAUUUUGGUAAAGGUGGUAUCAAUGGUAACGAUGUUGAAAAGACUAACGUUCCAGAUAUUAGAGUUGCUUAUAGAGAGGAAACAUUAUUAACCGAGUACGAUCUUAUCAAUUAUUAUGCU